AUGGUUAUAGAGAACGAAUCACCGGCGGUUCGAUUGCGUCGAAAACUGACUGCACUAUCCGAUGAGUAUUCCAAAGACAAACAAAUUCAUCCGCGAAGUAAAUCUGUCAAUAGUCGAGCACCUGUCCCAUCAGAUCCUAACGCUAGUCUUCGUUAUCGACGAAUGAGGCGAAAAGUUGACGUUCUGCGUACUCAGAUCGAUGCUGCGCUACAUGAUAAUUAUCUUUCAACAACAGAAUUAAAUUCAGUGAAGGACAUGAUUCCAACACGCGACGAUGAUGCACCAUUGAAGAAGAAACACGAUGAACAAAACCUUGUUACAACUGAACUUAUUCAAGUGCUGCACAGUAAACAGACGAAAAUCGAUGAACUGGAACAACAAUUGAAGGACAUCGAACAACAAGAAUCUCAGUGGAAGCUUGCGCAUGUUCAUAUCGAACAAGAAACGUUCAUUCGUUUUUGUUUAUUGAAGGCGAAAUAUGAACGAGAAUGUCAUCGAAGGGAAUCUUUACAAAAAAAAUUACUCGAACUGGAAAAAGAAUUACAAAAUCGACAAUGUCAAUCGAUACUUCUUGGACAGUUACAAACUGACGUUGAACGUCUUCACAUCGCGUUCAAUGCACUCGAAGCUGAAAACAAUCAACUAACAGCACAAUUAUCAUUGGUACAGAACAGUUGUCCUUCAUCCGUACGUCUUUCAUCCCAACUCGAAAAAUUCCGACAUGAAUUAGCGCAAACCUGCCACGAAUCGCUAUGUUGA
Messenger RNA from Adineta ricciae, 759 nucleotides. The record is from the annotation of a GenBank genome assembly. NCBI's taxonomy places the organism in Eukaryota, Metazoa, Rotifera, Eurotatoria, Adinetida, Adinetidae.